AUGUCCGAAACUGCGGUCACUCCAGCGGUCGAGUCCUUUUCUCUCACGACCCCUUCCGGCGAUCUCGAGCUGCUGACCUGCAUUCCUCCUGGGAAUCAUAAGGCACCUAUACUAUGCCUCCAUGGCGCGUUUUGCUCGGCUGAAGAUUAUCAAAACUUCCUUACCUUUCUCGCAUCUCAUGGCUAUCCGACUUACUCACUAUCGUUACGUGGCCAUGGCAAAUCAUGGCCGAUGUCGUGGGUAACACGAACCCUCCUUACGUCGUUGGACAACUAUAUCGAGGAUAUCAUGGCAGCGGCAGUUUCUAUCAAGGGGCGACAUCCUGACGCACCGCCGAUUGUACUUGUUGGGCACUCUUUUGGUGGUGGACAUAUGCAGUACCUGCUUGCACAACGGUCGCAAAGCAACUCGUCACCCGUUCAAUUCGGUGGAUUGGUUCUAUUGGCUGCGGCGCCUCUUUCCGGUGGUGGAAAAGAGAUCAUGGCCAAUUGGGAAAGAGUUGAGGCUCCCGAUGGGUACAAGUACCCAUGGAGUCCCCGUUCACAGCUCGACACGCUGGACCAAGUUCGAGCAGCAUUUUUUCAACCCGAAACUCCUGAAGAGACUGUUACGCGAUGGUUGUCUGACUGUAAGACGGAAAGUGAAGGCAUUCGGACGGGGCUUAGCGUGUUCUGGUCAUUUGGAACAGCAAAUGAUGUCCUGAAGAGUCUUGUUGGGAUAGAAGGUCAAUCAGCGCAGUCGCGCAAGGUCCUACUCAUUUCUGGAUCCAAUGACCGUCUGGUAACCGCUUCUAUGGUUGAGGAGAAUGCUAAAGCAUACCAUGUGGCAGCGUCGGAAUUGUCAGGAAAGUCAGAGACUGGUAAUAGUAGUGGGAUAGUCACCACUAUCUCAGUCCCAGGAUCAGCUCACCACUUGAUGAUGGAUAUUGCCUGGAAGGAUUGUGCGCUUAGAAUCGUAAACUGGAUUGAUGGAUGA
Messenger RNA from Fusarium coffeatum, 975 nucleotides. RefSeq lists its product as uncharacterized. The transcript has a single exon. NCBI's taxonomy places the organism in Eukaryota, Fungi, Ascomycota, Sordariomycetes, Hypocreales, Nectriaceae. The record is from RefSeq and is a predicted model, not a curated record. Bases 1 to 975 code for a protein of 324 amino acids.